AUCUUCAUUGGAUUAAUCACUGGUAAUAAUAAUCAUUGGUAUCUUCAUUGGAAUAAUCACUGGUAAUAUUAAUCAUUGGUAUCUUCAUUGGAUUAAUCACUGGUAAUAAUAAUCAUUGGUAUCUUCAUUGGAUUAAUCACUGGUAAUAAUAAUCAUUGGUAUCUUCAUUGGAUUAAUCACUGGUAAUAAUAAUCAUUGGUAUCUUCAUUGGAUUAAUCACUGGUAAUAAUAAUCAUUGAUAUCUUCAUUGGAUUAAUCACUGGUAAUAAUAAUCAUUGGUAUCUUCAUUGGAUUAAUCACUGGUAAUAAUAAUCAUUGGUAUCUUCAUUGGAUUAAUCACUGGUAAUAAUAAUCAUUGGUAUCUUCAUUGGAUUAAUCACUGGUAAUAAUAAUCAUUGGUAUCUUCAUUGGAUUAAUCACUGGUAAUAAUAAUCAUUGGUAUCUUCAUUGGAUUAAUCACUGGUGGCAUUGUAUUCGCUGGUCGAAUGCGGAAACAUCAAUACCUCACGAUGUUGGAUCCCAUUCAGGAGAGGUUUGGUGAUACUGUGGUCGUUCUGGUGUACACAGCCACGCUCUGUGGUGAUGUCUUCUGGACAGCCUCCAUCCUCGUAGCUCUGGGUACCAGUCUCAGUGUGAUCGUGAACAUUCCCCUCAGCAUAGCCAUCGUCAGCUCCUCUCUAGCUACAGUCUGUUACACAAUGUUCGGUCAGAUGAUCUCUGUAGCUUAUACGGACAUUGUCCAACUCAUCUUCAUCAUCAUUGGUUUGGGUUUGAGCUUGCCUUUUGUUCUUACUAACGAAUACAUAGGAAGUAUUUCUGAUACUACAGAAAUGUGGAUUGGACAGUUUGAUGUCAACAUAACCAGUCCUUGGAUUGACCUAUUCAUCGCCAUGAUAUUUGGAACCAUUCCUUGGCAAUCCUACUUCCAGAGAGUUUUGUCUGUCAGAAGUGCUAGACAAGCCCAGAUGCUCUCUGUAGCGGGGGCCUUCAGUGCUAUCAUCCUAGCCAUCCCUUCUGUUCUCAUAGGGGCUGUGGCCACCACUGCAGAUUGGACUAACACCACACUAGGAUCCUCCCCUGUGUCACUGAACAAGUCCAGCAUGACGCUUCCCUAUGUUCUUCACGAGUUUACUCCCAACUGGGUGGCCGUUUUAGGUCUGGGGGCCAUCUCAGCAGCUGUGAUGUCCUCCAUGGAUAGCUCUAUUCUGGGCUCCAGCUCCAUGUUCACCAACAACAUCUACAAAAAAAUCAUCAGGAAAAAGGCCAGUGACAAUGAAUCAAUCUGGGUACACACAAUCUCCAUAUUUGGUAUUGGGACAAUGGCCACGCUUGUCGCACUGUUUGUUCCAAUUGUCUAUGGACUAUUCGUUCUGGCAGCUGACAUUGUAUUUGUGCUUGUCUUACCUCAGCUGUUCUGUGCAGUUUUCAUUAUGAGGACCAAUGCAUACGGAGCCAUCACAGGGUUCCUCGUAGGAACUGUCCUACGAAUGGGAGCUGGGGAAUCCCUGUUAAACUGGCAACCGUUUAUAGAGUAUCCAUUCUACAGCGUGGACGCGGGACAACAGUUUCCAUUUAGGACAUUUGCAGUUAUCAUCUCACUGAUUAUUAUAGUUCUAGUGUCUUUUCUAGCUGACCUAGUGAAAAAGUAUUUAUGUCAGAAAUCACAAGACAUUUACACUGUAUCAACCCCAGGAGAUGGUAUCACACAAACGCACUCUUCUAAUCAUCCACUCGGCCCUUUGCCUAACUGAGUUCAGUUUGACUAUACCAUUGUGAUUUUAUACCGAUGUAUUUACAUUCCAUUGUAUUUGUCUAAAUAACCUACGUUGCAGGGUUUGUAUUUUCCCUGCCCUUCGUAAGAAAAAUUUGUAGAUUUAACAUUGCACACUAACAUCUCUUCGUGUUGUAUAGGUUGCAUUAUUUAGACUGAACCAGCUGAUGCUAUUUAUCAACUUUACAUGAAGUAAAUUUCAAAGUGUUAAA
Messenger RNA from Ostrea edulis (European flat oyster), 1983 nucleotides. Its product is annotated as high-affinity choline transporter 1-like. Gene Ontology annotation, cellular component: plasma membrane. Gene Ontology annotation, biological process: acetylcholine biosynthetic process; choline transport; transmembrane transport. Bases 486 to 1751 code for a protein of 421 amino acids. The record is from RefSeq and is a predicted model, not a curated record. Gene Ontology annotation, molecular function: choline:sodium symporter activity. The transcript is spliced from 8 exons. NCBI's taxonomy places the organism in Eukaryota, Metazoa, Mollusca, Bivalvia, Ostreida, Ostreidae.